Messenger RNA from Mus musculus (house mouse), 1464 nucleotides. RefSeq names its product S100 calcium binding protein A16 (gene S100a16). Lineage: Eukaryota; Metazoa; Chordata; Mammalia; Rodentia; Muridae. Gene Ontology annotation, cellular component: cytosol; nucleus; extracellular region. The record is from RefSeq and is a predicted model, not a curated record. The transcript is spliced from 4 exons. Bases 525 to 899 code for a protein of 124 amino acids. Gene Ontology annotation, molecular function: protein homodimerization activity; calcium ion binding; identical protein binding.
UAGACACAGGCCUCACUGGACUACGGAAGCUGUGACCUGGGAAAAAUAAUGGUGUUCAGAAGGAACUGCAGAGGGCCCAGAAAGCCUAAGAAGCCAGGAAAGGGAGGCAGGGGCUGAGGUGGCUUCUCUUCCACCUGGGGCACAGGCAGAACCGGGAUGCAGUCUUCAUUUGCUCUGGGUGGCUUCCUUGGGAGUGGCCUGGGGAAGCCGGUGAGGGCCCCUGGAUGGGAGAGAGGGAAAGAGAAAGGAGUGGAGCUUCAAACUGGCAGCUUUUCCACUCUAGAACCUAGGCAGGUCUCAGCUUGACUGGCCCUGCCUGGCAGAGCCACCUGCGCUGUAGGAGUGUUUGCCUGCCCGGCCCAGGUUUUAGGGAAGAUCCUAAGUAUGAGAGAUGAGUAGGGAUGGAGCCAACAUUUGGAAAGAAGUAACCACUUAAGCGUACGGAGGUGAACCUGGGAGAGUGUGGUGGACAUUCAGAACUCCAGACCAAGGAAAGAGGCCCAGAGAGGAGCUGAGGCAGUGAGAUGGCUGACUGCUAUACAGAGCUGGAGAAGGCAGUUGUUGUCCUGGUGGAAAACUUUUAUAAAUAUGUAUCCAAGCACAGCCUGGUCAAAAACAAGAUCAGCAAGUCCAGCUUCCGAAAGAUGCUCCAGAGAGAGUUGAACCACAUGCUGACGGACACAGGGAACCGAAAGGCAGCUGACAAGCUCAUCCAGAACCUGGAUGCCAACCACGACGGGCGCAUCUGCUUUGACGAAUACUGGACCAUGAUUGGUGGAAUCACCAGCCCCAUGGCCAACCUCAUCCGCCAACAGGAGUGCCAGCAGGAGAGCCAGCAGGAGUGCCAGCAGGAGAGCCAGCAGGAGAGCCAGCAGGAGAGCCAGCAGGGCAGCAGCUAGAGGCCCCUCGUGGGCCCCUUUUCAUGUCCUGACCCAUGUCCUGCCAGUGUUCUUUCCAUGCUUUAAGUUGACUCUUUCUUCCUCCCUUCUCCCUCCAGACCUGUUCCUACCCUUGCUGAACAGCACAAGAUGGGUGGGUCGGGGGCUAUCAAGGCCACUGUGGUAGUGCUUCCCUGAGCAUUCAAUCCCUGGAUCCUGUAGGCCCUGGGAGGGGGUCCCCUUUGUGAAAUAUCAAUGCUGUUUGGGGCCCUCCCCCCAAGACUUCUCUCACUUGUUGAGUCUGUGUGCUCUCGCAAUGUUCCUGUCUAAUUCUUGACUGAUUCUGGGUCUGUCCUGACCUCUAGAGGUGAGCUUGCUGCUUGAGGUCUCCCAGCUCCUGACUGUGGCAGCUGUGGUAGUGGCAGUACCAGAAUUAGCCGCUUCUUUUCCUCCCAACCUCUUAGCCGGGUAGAGAGGCAUUCCCAGGGGCUCCUGUCCAGCUGUCUCUGUCUGGGAAUGAUCUAACCUGGGUUGAGCCUCCUCUCUGCUCUGCCACCGAAAUAAACGUUGAAUUUGGAGUUUGUAA